This is a messenger RNA of Zygosaccharomyces rouxii, 552 nucleotides long. RefSeq lists its product as uncharacterized. The transcript has a single exon. The coding region runs from base 1 to 552 and encodes 183 amino acids. Gene Ontology annotation, molecular function: zinc ion binding. Lineage: Eukaryota; Fungi; Ascomycota; Saccharomycetes; Saccharomycetales; Saccharomycetaceae. The record is from RefSeq and is a predicted model, not a curated record.
AUGCUGUACUUAGUUGUCGAUGCUAAUCUUUCUGAGAAUAUCAAGCGUAUCUGCCCCAAAGAUACUGAGUCUAAUCCUGCGGAAUAUACCUUUGAUCUAGUAUGUACAUCUUGUAGGGAAAAGCACGAUUCGACAGUGGUUAUAAACAGAUUUGAAAGGACUCCAUUGCCAGGGAGUAGAGGUGAAGCAUCAUUUGUUAUGAAAUGUAAAUUUUGUGGUAAAGAAGUUUCUAUCGAUUUGAAUCCGUUUGAAGAUUCCCUUUAUAACGAUGCAGUUGAAGAUAAUAAGGAAAAUAUUGAAAAAACUCAAGUUCAGAGAAAGAAGCACAAUUUACGGAAUACUCAAGGGAAGUGUUUCCUUCUGUCAUUGGAUUGUAGGGGUUGUGAAGUAACUGGGUUCUACCCCGAUAACUUGACCUUUUUAGCGGAAUUGAGCUCUGGUAAGACAAUGGAGUUUCAAUUAGAAGAUGGUGAACUAUAUGAUUACGACGAUGAUUCUGGGGAAGAAGUGACAGUUACUGAAUUCAAGUCUGAAGUUGUUAAAGGAAAGUAA